UCCCCCAGGAACUCGGUUCUCAGUCGCAGCUCGGCUGUCAGUGCGCGACGAUCGAGCCGCGUUCACCUGCCUGCGUUGCGCUACGCGCGCGCACACGCGACAUACACACACCCACACAUACAUAUUUAUGUAAAGAUACACGCAUAACACGCACGCACGCACGCACGCAUGCACGUCGCGGCGCGUAGGACGUGGUUGAACGAGACGAAUCGUACGUACGCGGACACGGGGGUGGAAAACUGUCAUCGUGGUUUUCGAUAGACACGGUGCGAGGGUGCACGUGAAGGAGACAGAACGAGCGAGAGAGAGAGAGAGAGAGAGAGAGAGAGUGAGAGACGAGGAGGCGAAACGAACCGGGUUCCCCAUGCGUCGCGCGAUAUAGACGGCGGCGGCGCACACACACACGUACACGUACACAUACACGCGAACGCGGCGGCAACCGAACGCGCUACUACGCCCAGUCAGUCAGUCGGACGUCGGCACGGGCCCGACGACACCCCGACGACACUCCACGGCGUUGGUUACGCGCGACGGAGUUCCCACGGGUCCGCCUCGCGAGGAGCUGACACGCGGCGGGGCGCUGAUCCGGGCGCGAGCGGGACGGCAGCGGCGGGCAUCGACGGCGACCGGGUUGCGCGACCCGGGCCCUCGAGCGAUUCGUGACAGUGAAGUGAAGCACGCGUGAGAGGUGGCCGCGGUGGAGGAGAGACGAAGAAGACACCGGUCAGUGAGGUGGACGAAGAAAGAGACAGUGAGAAAGAGAGAGAGAGAGAGAGAGAGAGAGAGGAGAAGGAGGUAAAGGAAGAAAGGGAGAGAUAAAGAGAAGGUAGGGGAGAAAGGAAGAGGGCUGCAGAACGGGUGGUCCUGACAGCGAGCGGUGACGAGAGAAGACCGACCGUCCUGAACGAGCGAGCAUUAAACGCCGGGGAGUAAUAGGGGCCCCCGUACGUAAUUGGCACACUAGAACGAGCUUUUUGUCCGAAAAUAAAAGAAAAAGCAAAAUGCGAAUAGUAUAAUACGCUUGCCGCACGCGCUGGGCUUCUCUCGGGAGCUUUCCCUUGGCGUUGGAUAUAACCUUUUGGUCCAACCCUCGGCUAAGGCUAACUCGCGGCGAUGAGCUAUAUUCUUCUACUCCGGCUCGCUCGAGAGUGCGUGAGUCUAGUUGGGGAGUAUCGUCGUGAUUGUCACUGACAAUCACCCUGUCAACUUCGUCCCCCCGUCAUCGUCGUCGUCGUCGUCGUCAUCGUUUUCAACGGCAACGGGAAGUACUUUGCCGUGUACUUGGUCGCGAGCACCGAUCUCAACCGGCGCCUGCUCCUCGAACGGCGUGCGCUCUGGCGACAUUUGGGGGGGCGGCAUUGAAACGUUGUUCGAGACGGCGACGGGUAGUAGUAGCAGCAGCAACAGCAGCAGCAGGAGGAGCAGCGAAUCACCGUCGUCGUCGUCGUCGUCGUCGUCGUCGGCGAAAAUCAUCACGAGAAUAUCGCGUCAUGAGGGCCUAGCGUUCCGACACCGUGGGUCAACGUGGGUCGUCAGCGUCGGGCGUGCGAGAAGGGACGGCGGCGCGCCGACGGAAGCCCGGAUAGUAGGAGGAGGUGGCGGAGGAGGAGGAGGAGGAGGAGGAGGCACCCGACAACAUGGCCGCCGCCUGCUACGAGAAGGAAGUGGUGGUAGGUGCCGCCAUUCACCACGGACAUGGACAUCACCAUCACCACCAUCACCAUCAUCAUCAUCAUCACCAUCAUCAUGCUAACGGAGUCGUCGCGUCGUCCGUCGGCGGUGUGACCGGCGGGCAGACAGUACUACCGGCGACGUCUACCGGCCUCGACGACGCCGCUGUCGUCGCCGCCGCGGCCGCCGCCGCAGCCGCCGCCGCUUCCGCUUCCAACAACCCGUCGGCAUCGUCGACAUCGGUGAACGCCGCUGCCAACGUCGUACACCCCGCCAACUCAGCGGUAACGACGAGUACCGCGGCUACCGCGGCAGCGGCCGCAGCCGCCGCCGCCGCAGCGGCCACUGCUACCGCUGCGGCUGCCGCCGUGGCGAUCAACGGCUACAAGGUGCAAGAGUACAAGGAUUACUCGCAACCGCUCCACGUGGACUGCAGUGUCGAGUACGAGCUGCCGAGCCAGGCGAAACCGCCGCCCGGUGGCGGCGAACCCCUCCUAAUGAUCCAUCCGUGCUACUAUCGACGCGCCGAGCGCGAGAGGAGAAGCCCCUUCGUCAAUAAUUUGCCGCCCCCGGCGGCGCCGACGACGACGCCUUUGUCCGCGUCCCGCAGGAACGGUCGCAGGAGCGCCGCGGCGACGGCAUCCGCCUCAACCGCCGGCGUCGUCGUCGCCGUGACAGCCGCGACGACCUCCUCCUCGACGACAACGACGGUCGUGCCGCCGUCGAGUAACAUCGUCGUAUCCUCCAACGUCGUGUCUGCCUCCGUCGUGUCGCCGACGACGUCGUCCAUCACCUCGUCCUCGGUCGCCGCGGCGGUGGUAGCUGCUGCGGAUUCCGGAAGCGGUCUCAUAUCCACGAGCGGUCAGAUGUCCGCCGUCACCAUGGCUGCCUCGUAUCGCGCCGCACUCAAUGUUGCGGCCACGUUGUCUCAGCAGCAACCUCAGCGACGGCAUCAUCCUCAGCAGCAGCAGCAGCAGCAACCGCAACCACCGACCCAUCAUCAUCCUCAUCACCACCAUCAUAGGAAUCACACUCAUGCUCAUCAUCAGCAGCAGCAGCAGCAGCAGCAGCAGCAUCACACCCAGCAGCAACCUCAACAACGACCUGUGACACCAACGGCUACCGGUACCGCCGACCUUAUCUCCGCCGAUGAGAAGGCAGUCAUAUCAGGUAUUUAUCAACAUUACUUCCGCGCCAUGCGCGCCCACAAUCAUCAACACCGCCAGCAACAGCAGCAGCAGCAGCAGCAACAUCGUACCACCACUACUCAUCAACUUCAUCAUCAACCUCACCAAAGCGACCGAAGUUCCUCCUCUUCGUCGUCGGUUACGUCUCCGACGUCCGCGUCGAUCUCCGGUAUUCUACGGCAGACUUAUCAGCAGGCGUACAACAAUAUCGCGGCCACGAGCUCGAGCUCGGGUAGCCAUCAUCGUGCCGGCACGUCCAUCUCGGCGGUCACCCAUCAUCCCUAUAGGCGACCGUCGGUGACGUUGCUGUCGCGAACGACCUCGCAUAUCGGUCAGCAGGCUUCCUCUUCCUUAUCCUCCUCCUCCUCCUCGUCCUCAUCCAUCUUCGGUGCUUCCAACGGCGUUUCUGCCGCGGCCGGCGUCUCCAGCGUAUACGCGAGCACGAUACACAGGCAUCACGCGACCUCCCUGCACGCUCUUCAGGCCGCCGCCGGCUUCUACGAGACGCCGAGUUAUCACGCCCUCCUGCCCCAAAGUUAGACGAUGGUCGGAUGUCCGGGCGGUUUCGCGGCGUUGGGUGUCUACGCGUAAACAACAGCGGCAACGACCGCGGUCGAGCCAUUAUUGCGAAUCGAAGUGAACGUGCGUCGAAUCUCGAUUACCGACUCGCGGUGAUCUCGGAACGAUCUCCGCUCUUGAAUCGUGUCUUCUUUCUUCAUUCUUUAUCAGGUGUUCGACGAAAACUGAGAGCGCUUGAUAAGGAAGUAAAGCCGAGUCGAGACGUGAUCUCCGAGGGCUGUCCGUGUAUCAGUUAAGAAUUAAAAAGACGGUACGAGUUUUUCUUGAUGUCUCAAUACGCACGUUUACUUGGCAAAGCGCGAUUCAUAAUAGCGGACGACAGAGAUUCGAUAGUCCUGCGAUCGUCUAGAGACGGUCAAAUUCGAUACAAAGUCCGCGCGUUGUCGAUCGUUAUUUACACUAGGCAUCCUCGACGUUCCACACGUGUACAUUGUGUACAGACCUAUUAUUUUACGCGUAAUUUACGUAGACGAUGCAUAGUCGGUAUAGGCAACACUUAUUAUGGCUGUGCUCUGUCCUCCUUUCCUUCUCCUUUUUCCCCCGGCAUUGUGUUUAGGGUAGCCUAUACUUAAUAACCGCGCGAUAAUUUAUAGUUGUCUUGCAGCAUCGACCAUUUUACAGCACUCUAUUUCUUCCGUAUAUACAUUGAAGAAGGAAGUUCGAUUGAUACGUCGUAAUCAACGAACGUUACUGUUUUUAACUUUCGUUUACGGAUGUGUGUAAUUUAUAUAGUUCUACUACCGACAGAUAGAUGCGAAAUGAAAGAGAGAUUCGCGCAAACGUCACAAGAGGCAAUAUGCGGAGAAAGCGCGUGGUGUCUUUGCCCGAUUGCAAAUGCGAACGGUUUACGUUAUAGAACAGCGAAACGAGAAGAUCGGGCCUUUCUAAGGGAAAAUAAACCGCGAUAAAGAUCCCUCUCUCCCUGGUUAAAGGACGGAACGCUAAAGACUUGGGCACACAAGGAGUUCUUUCGCGCGCAGUUGAUAAUCUGAUGUAAUUUCCCUCGGUCUCUCCCUUUCUCGACGACCCGGACGAUCCUAACAGCAGACUUUGAUGUAGAUAAACAGAUACCGUCGAUAUAUACAUCGUUUAGCAGUCGUUUUUACAAACAGCUCUUUCUUUUGCCAUCCGCCUGCCAAAGGCGUUACAUACCGGGCGACAGUUCAAAUAUUCUGCAUGUAGACACGGCGCAGAAAACGUUUCCCACAACAGAGAGUUUCUAACCGCUCGCGCUUCUUCCUCGCGAGCGGAUUUGCGAAAGAGAACGAAAAUUCACAGGCGCAUUCGCGACAACGACAACGACCUAAAUGGCGGACGCCUCCUUUGCCGAGGCGCGCGGCUAUAUCGGAUUAUGAUCCGGGCGGUGCUGUUCGCCUCGAUGUGGAGCCACCUUAAUCCGGAGGAGAGAAGGACAGAGAAACAGAGAGAGAGAGAGAGAGAACCUGCGUCCGUUCUCUCUCGCUCUGUUCCGCGCGACUUAUCAUCUCGAUCGUUAAAAGUGCAUGCGGGUGGGUCUAUAGCGCGCAUAGUCGGCAUAGGGUACAUCUGUCUCCCCGCGCACACACACACGGGGUGUCCCGAAAGCACGACGAGAAACCGCCGUACACUCGAAAGAGGAGUUUAGUAAUAGCCAUCGAAUGUUGAGUAAAAUAACGCCAAUUAAUUAUUUGGUUAAUAUAGCACGAGAUAUCGGAUAAUGAAUAUUCUAGAGUAUUCUGGAUAUCGUACGAAUAUUCGUACAAUAUCAGCACACGAUAUCGUACGAAUAUUUGAUAGCUGUUACCAAGUUCUUUUUUUUUCAGUGUCAUAAUAUCGCUCCGCUCGACAUUAAGACCCACAUUUCGCGCGAUAUCGUUUAAUGCCUGAAGCUUGAAUCACCGACUCCAUCUUUUUGCGUAUUAUAUUUGGGGACCUCUUAUCUAGAAGGAAAAUGGAUCUUUAAUGUUGGGGUGUUUCCGGCAAAAGGAUUUCUCGUAUCACCUCGUUUGCUUGCGCGAUAUCGGCUAACGCCGAGUUUAAAUGAGGAAGCGUUUAGUUAACUUUAGCAUUAAAGGAGAUUUAACGGAAGGAGAUUCUAAACCUGCUUUUCGUCGAGUUCGUCCUUUAUCGUUCACGCCUUGGUUUUCCUCUUGAAAAGAAUUUCAUCGAACGCUAUUUUUCUCAAACGGUUAAUUUCAGGCGUAGAGCAAGCGAGCUACGCGAGUUUAACAUCCCGUUAAAUCGGAAUCUUCCGAACUUGUUCCGAACCUCUAUUCGAGAUUAAAUUAAACGUGCUUCGUAAUGUGUAUUUGCCAAAGUCCGACUUCACUAAAGCCAUUCUCAAACUUCAACCGCCCGAAAGGGAGAAAGAGAGAGAGAGAGAGAGAAAAAGAAAGAGCUGACUCGAGGGUGAGACUGUUUUUCUUCACCCGCAUUGCCACUCUUCUCUUCCACUUCGCUCCUCCAGACAUACGUACGCAACUGCACGAUUCGAGGAAGUCCCGAGUUGUGCGGGACACCCUGUAUAACCGCCGUCGCCGACACAACGAUCGUACGUGCCGUGUUCGUUGUUGACGGUGAGCGGGUGGCCGGACGGACGGGCACCGAAUAAACACACGUCGUAUGCACACACGCAUGCACGCAGGCACACACACACACACACACACACACACACACACACACACACACACACACACACACACACA
Messenger RNA from Solenopsis invicta (red fire ant), 6121 nucleotides. RefSeq names its product G-box-binding factor. The record is from RefSeq and is a predicted model, not a curated record. NCBI's taxonomy places the organism in Eukaryota, Metazoa, Arthropoda, Insecta, Hymenoptera, Formicidae. Bases 1638 to 3398 code for a protein of 586 amino acids. The transcript has a single exon.